Messenger RNA from Alternaria atra, 2478 nucleotides. RefSeq lists its product as uncharacterized. Lineage: Eukaryota; Fungi; Ascomycota; Dothideomycetes; Pleosporales; Pleosporaceae. Gene Ontology annotation, molecular function: serine-type peptidase activity. The transcript has 2 exons. Gene Ontology annotation, biological process: proteolysis. The record is from RefSeq and is a predicted model, not a curated record. Bases 1 to 2478 code for a protein of 825 amino acids.
AUGCGUUCCUCCGUUGUAUUAUUCGGCGCCCUUUGUGGUCUCUCGACUGCGAACCCUCACCCAUGGAUAUAUGGUGUCCCCGACUACCCAGACCUCGACAUGAAUGAGGUCAUGACGGAAGCAGACGUAAACUUGAUGAUGGUAGCAGUAGUUGAAAACAGUACUACCACGGGUUCGACGGGUGCGCUGAACUCGUCAACUCCCUCAUCAGCCUCUCCUGGACAGGAACCCUGUGCGGUUGUCAGUAUGGCCAUAGCAGCAUUACCCUCAGGAGCCCGGCCCGUCGUUCCGGCAGAGUUGGGAGUAAAAUGUCUGCAAUCCGUACCUCUCGACAAGGAGGGAAAUGUCAAGUUGAUCGACGAUAUCAAGGUCAUGGUCAAAUGGCAAUCGAACAUCGCCUACCUCAAGAACCCACCGCAAGAUUACACCGAAGAGCCCAUCGACAUUGUGGGUGAGCUAGACACUAUGCAAAAACAAGUAGCUGCUGGUGGCUUCAAGACCGAAUACGAUUUCCAGCUCAAGAUGCUAAACCUCUUCACCAAGGCUUACGAUAACCACUUUGCUUAUCAACCCGAUAUUCUUGCUUCGGCGAUGCAAUUCCAGCGACCUCCUGGGUCGGAGUUGGUCUCUAUUUCGUCGGAUGGUAUGGCACUUCCAGAGAUAUAUACAUACAGAGAUGUUGUGAAAGCAAAUAACGACUCUUCCUUCAAGCCGUCGCCCGUUAAGAUGAUCAAUGGCGUUAGCGCUCAGACCUAUCUCGCGAACGUAUCGGCUGACUCUGAUUUUCACGACGCUGACACACGAUGGAAUGCACUUUUCCCUUCCCAAGCUCUCCUGGCAUCCGGCACUACCUUUCUCGGAAGCUUCAGGACUGGACAAUACCAGGGCCCGAACACGACCAUGGAAUUUGCUAACGGGACCACCUGGUCUCAAAUGAACCUCGCUGUCGUCUUUGGAAACUUCACUGGUGUCGAUAGUGGUAAGGCUUUUUUCCAGAGAUUCUGCACUGGACCGAAGCCUGUCUCUGCUGCUCCUGCUCCCUCGCCUACCAGCAACUCCACAAGGACCGUUACUCCUACGGCCACACCGACUCCCUCACACAUCGGUUACCCGAAGGCUGAGCUUAUCAAUCCAAACCUUGCCGUCGGAGGCUACUAUCUCAGCGGCUCAGGAUAUGAGGACGUUGCUGUUCUCAGUAUCCCCUCCUACGAGUCUCCCGACGUUCAAAGUUUCCAGAAUACAAUGCGAGACUUCAUAAGGAUGUCUCAGAAAGCGGGCAAAACAAAGAUGAUCUUUGACUUGCGAGGCAACGGUGGAGGCAAUGCGAUUCUAGGCUACGAUACUUUCAAACAAGUAUACCCACAGGCAGCCGCAGAACCAUUUGGUGGAACACGGUUCCGCGCGAAUGAUGCUCUGAAUGCUGCUGGUAAAAUCACCGAAAGCUUCCUGGCCAACAAGACAUAUGCGCAAUCCAACCGGACCGCCUUCGUAGAAGCAUUUGGCCGCGGUGCCACGCAAGCCGACAUCUUUGGCUUCACAGCCGGGUUCAACUACCAGCACAUUCUCGAUGUUAACAACAAGGCUGCAACCGGCUGGAAUCAACUCUUCGGUCCCCAACAAGCGAACAAUGAUUCCUUUACCACAACCCUUCGGUACAACUUCUCAGACAGUAUUAGCACAACGUACUCGGGCUUCUCUGUAAUCGGCUUCAACGACAACACCAACGAAACUAGCACACCACAACCCUUCCAAGCCCAAAACAUGGUCAUGCUGCACGACGGCAUGUGUUCCUCAACCUGCGCCAUCGUCUCCGAACUACUCAAGAACCAAGGCGCAGUCCGAACAAUCGCCAUUGGCGGACGUCCUCAAACCGGCCCGAUGCAAGGCGUAGGCGGCACCAAAGGCGCUCAGGUCUUCUCCUGGGACGACAUCCAAGUCCGCAUGCAGGCCGUCUAUUUCCUCGGCUCUCCCGAUGAACAAAAAGCCUGGAUGACAAUGGAUCUCGGUAAAACGGCUUUCGCAACACAACUCUUCAAGCGAUCUGCGUACCAAGGCGGACGGAUCGCUGGCGGCGUCAAUCUCAAAGAUAACUUGAGACAAAACGAUGCUAGUGCCACGCCCUUGGAGUUCAUCUACGAAGCUGCGGAUUGCAGAAUGUGGUUUACAGGCAAGAUGGUUACUGAUGUGACAGAAGUGUGGAAGGGUGUUUCCGACCGCAUGUUCAGCGGAAAUGGCACGAUGGGAUGUGUGCAGGGGAGUACAAUGGAUCCUUCCAGUGUCAGCGGUGGAGGACAACUGAGAGGUGGAGAUGGGAAGCUGACGAUGAAGAGUGAAAGCACAAUUGCUGUUGCGGGACAAAGUGCGAAUGUGAAUGGUAGCGUGCCGCAGCAGUUUACUGGCAAUGCGCUAAAGACUUCGAUAGGAAGUCUGGGUUGGUGUGCUGUGGCUGGUGUACUAAGUUUGGUAAUAGCACUGUAG